AUGGACGGUAUUUGGGAGUUGAGGAGUGUAUCGAUGUUUUUUACGGAUGUCAGCUGCUGGGAGAUAGGCUCGCGUAAAUAUUCAGGUUUUCUCCGCUACGACUUGAGUCGGGGUUUAGUUACAGUGUUUUUCAACCCGUAUGAGAGUGUGAAUCAUCUAACUAUCCUCGCACAUGGACAAAGUGUAUGGCUUUCGUUUGUCGUAAAGGUAUGUGACGCAUCAAGUUUCACUUCGCGUACUCUUGAUUGCUUCUCGCUUGCAUGA
Ostreococcus tauri is the source of this 264-nucleotide messenger RNA. Its product is annotated as unnamed product. The record is from RefSeq and is a predicted model, not a curated record. The transcript has a single exon. Bases 1 to 264 code for a protein of 87 amino acids. Lineage: Eukaryota; Viridiplantae; Chlorophyta; Mamiellophyceae; Mamiellales; Bathycoccaceae.